This is a messenger RNA of Penicillium chermesinum, 1182 nucleotides long. RefSeq lists its product as uncharacterized. Bases 1 to 1182 code for a protein of 393 amino acids. The transcript is spliced from 5 exons. NCBI's taxonomy places the organism in Eukaryota, Fungi, Ascomycota, Eurotiomycetes, Eurotiales, Aspergillaceae. The record is from RefSeq and is a predicted model, not a curated record. Gene Ontology annotation, molecular function: oxidoreductase activity; NADP binding; NAD binding.
AUGUCUAAGCCAGCUAUCGGCUUCGUCGGCCUCGGAGCCAUGGGCUUCGGCAUGGCCACCCAGCUCGUCAAGCAAGGAUACCCCGUGCACGGCUUCGAUGAGUCCGCCAGUGGAAAGCAAUACUAUGUUUGCAUGGUGGCAACGGCGGCCCAGGCGCAAUCAGCUCUUUUCGGCGAGGCCGGUAUAGUAUCGGCCUUACCGAAUAACGCGACCUUGAUCCUCACUUCCACGGUCCCGGCUUCAUACGCCCAGUCCGUUGCCGCGGAGCUGCAAUCCAUUGGCCGUGGAGACAUCCUCUUCAUCGACGCCCGGUCUCUGGCGGCGCAAUUCGUGCUGCACAGGGAACCCUCUCAAUCAUGGCUGCUCUAUCUUGUUCCCGGGGGCGUCGGCGCCGGAAGCAACAUGAAGAUGGUGCACCAGGUGCUUGCGGGAAUCCAUAUUCUUGGUGGUAGCGAGGCAAUGGGCUUUGCAGCUCAGCUUGGCCUUGAUGCGACCAAGGCCGCGGAAGCUAUUAAGGCUUCAGAUGCAUGGUCAUGGAUGCACGAGAAUCGAUUGCAACGUUUGUUGGAAGAGGACUGGCACCCGGGAGCUAGUGCGAUCUCAAUUAUCCUGAAAGAUGUCGGCAUCAUCACUUCCUCCGCCCGACAAAACCAAUUUCCCCUCCCACUCUGCACCUCGGCCGAGCAGGUCUACCUCUCCGCCGUUCUGCAAGGCAACGCCACCGUCGACGAUGCCUCUAUGGUCCGCCACUACUAUAACAAGCCUGUCCUGAGCGUCUCCGACACCCGGUCUGCGACCGAAACAGCCGAAGCCCUCCAACUAGUAUUGGACAUGAUGGAAGUAACGAACCUGGUCGCGGCCGCCGAGGCCGUGGCAUUUGCGCGGCACCUCAAAGUCGACCUCAAGCAAUUCUUCACGCUUGUCAGUGAUGCCGCAGGAUCCAGCCGGCAAUUCGUGACUAAGGGGCUGGAGAUGAUUGAAGGACGUAUCGGCGAGAAGGCCGGGUCACCCACGAUCAGCGAUGCUAUCGCGCGCUUGGAGAAGGCCGUGCAGAAGGCGCGGGAUUUGCACUGUCCAUUGUACCUUGGAAACUCUGCGCUGAAUGUGCUCUUCCUUGCUAAACGAGCUGGUCUGGAGAAGGAGAGUAGCAGCAGCGUGAUUAAGGUCUUUGGCAGCAAUUAG